Messenger RNA from Rattus norvegicus (Norway rat), 9571 nucleotides. The record is from RefSeq and is a predicted model, not a curated record. Lineage: Eukaryota; Metazoa; Chordata; Mammalia; Rodentia; Muridae.
GAGACAAGAGGCUGCAUCCGGUGGUCCGUGUCACCGGAACAGCGGAACGCUGGUACUGUCUCCUGAAGCGGAGGGUCAGGCAGCGAUUGCGGCGGACUGAAGGGUCGUGGCCGGUCAGAUUCUCGGCCCGCAGGGUCGGAUCGGUCGCCCCCGCAGUUAUCUAGAGACUGUCGCUUGCAGAGAGAGAGUAUCCUGUGCGACCAGUUGGAGUAAAAUUUAGUGACAUUUCCCCUUAACCGCGGCAGCGUCACCCACACAGCUGACCUAAGACUGCUGGAGUUAGUCUCAUCUUUAAAACCUUAGCUAAUUAUCAUCAGAGGGCUUGAUGGCCUUCAGUGAUGGGAAUGUGGUAGCUAGCCUUCUUCGCCUGGGAGACACCCCACAGAGACACCCUAGGAACUUUGCCAUUGUACCCCAUAAACUUCGUUGCUAAAACCAAGACUAUGAAGUAUUGAUGUUAAUCCGGCAUCUCCGCGUCCCUUGUUUCUAGAUAUGGAUCAGAAACUUUCACAGUUGAUAGAGGAGCUCACAACUUCAGGAGAAUCCCAACUGAAUGCUCAGAAAAUGAAGGAACUGAAGAAAAUUUGCAAGUAUGUAUUUAGGCUAAAUGUGCCAUAAUAACUGAUCCACCGAGCACCCACACCGAGGAGAUUGUGGGGUUCCCGGGAGGGCCCUUUGUCUUCUUGUACAUCUCUGCCACCUGCUUUCGCCCAGAAAGGAAUUAUCUGAUAACCAGUGGUGGCACUUGCCUGUUGUGAGGUAGAGUCAGGAGGACCAUGAGUUCCAGGCAGGGUGGGCUAUGUAGUAAGGUCUUGUCUCAGAAGUUCUAUAAGGAAGCACUAAAGGAGUUCUGGGGCUGUAACUCUAGUGUACCUGGAUCCAGAAUGUAGCACAGACUCUGAACUUGAUACCUCUGACCAUUUCUGUAUGUUAGAAAGCAAUCACAUGUCAGUAAAAGUAUAUCAUCUUCUUUCCUGUUGGAGUAGAGUUCAGGAUUGUGUCAGUGACUUUGGCCUCCCCACCCCCACCUCUAGGGAUGAGCUCAGGAGCCUCAAGCAUGCUAGGUAAACUGUGGCACUGAGCUACCUCUAUUUUUACUCACCCUUCUUCCCUCCCUCCCUCCCUUCCUUUGAGACAGAUUCUCAUGUAACCCAGGUUGACCUCUCACUAUGUAGCUUUGGCUGGCUGUGCAGUUCUGAUCUUCCUGCUUCCACUUACCAAGUGUUCCUUUGGGGUCAUAGGCAUGUGCCAUCGUAGAACCUUAUCUUUAAGUUAGUCAUUCUCACCCCUAUUCAUCCUUCUGGAGAAAGCACGGCGAUUCAUUACCUUGGCCACUAAUGAUCCUUUGUUUACAAGAUGAGAGAACUUAAGUGAUUCUUUCUGGAGUGGUAGAAUAUUUACAUUGCAAUAAAAACUCUACUCCAGAGAUGGUUUAACUGUGCACCCCAGAAAACCCCCCAAGUAUAAUUUACACAGGUAUUGUAAUGGGGGUAGAGAACUUUGAGAACCUUUUGCUCCAUUUCCUGUAGAGAAGGCUGGUCUGUACACCCAGGCCUGUCCUGGGGUUCAGAGGGCACCUCAGAAGGGGUUCUAGACUUUUUAUGUGGAUAGUAGCAGACAAAGCAAGAAAAUUUAUUAAGAGUUAGUAUCCUUCCAAGAGAGAAAGCUGGCUCAAGCAGGGAAAAAGUUUAACAUCUCAAAUGUCUCUGCUAUACCAAGAGCUGGGCUUAUUGUAUAUUACUGUGAGCUUUUGCUGUUCUCCCUGUUGUAUUUCUACAUUACUACCACCUGCUUUCCAUGUCUGAUGGUUUGAAUGAGAAUGACUCGUGUGUUUGAGUGCCUGGCUCCCAGAUGGUGGAAUGGUUUGGGAAGGAUUAGAAGGUAUGACACACCUUGUUGGAGGAGGUAUGUCAUUCAUGGUGGGCUUUGAGGGUUUAAAAGCCUACUCUGUUCCUAGUUAGCUUUCUGCUUCCUGUUAUCCCAGGAUUUGAGCUCUCAGCUAUUGCUCCAGCACUGUGCCCAUCUGUCUGCUGCCAUGUAUCCCACCAUGAUGUUCAUGGACUUACCCUCUGAAACCGUCUUCAGAGGAGCAGCUGAGCCAUGCCUACCGCCUGCUAAUGACACAGCUGACCCAGGACCACGCUGAGAUCCGCCUCUCAGCCUUCCAGAUCGUGGAUGAGCUCUUCACCCGGUCCCAUCAGUUCAGAGUGCUGCUUGUUUCUGACUUCCAGGAAUUCCUGGAGCUCACACUGGGCACAGACAAUGACCAUCCCUUGCCACCCCCUCGGGAGGCAGCUCAGAGGCUAAGGCAGGCAGCCAUGCAAGCUGUGGAAGGUUGGAAUGAGAAGUUUGGGGAAGCCUAUAAGAAGCUAGCCUUGGGCUACCACUUCCUAAAACACACCAAAAAGGUGGAUUUUCGGGAUAUAAAUGUUAGGACUCUGGCAGAAAGGAAGCGAGAAGAGGAGAAGCAGAAGCACUUGGAUAAGAUCCACAGAGAAAGUGCUGACCGGGCUAAGAGGGAGAUGGAAGAAAUGUCUGAUGAAAUUGGAUGCUGCCUGACAGAAGUGGAGAACUGCUUUAGGCUGCUGGUGCCCUUGGAUUUGGGCCCGUACCGAGAGGAUAAGUUCUUUGGUGAGGCAUCUGGCAUAGCAGAGGACCAUGCUCCUUGCGCCUGGAGCCCAGACCUGGCAACUCCCCGAGGGUCUGGUCUCUCUGGACCCCAGGAUGAAGAGCAGCCAUGCUGUAGCAAGGACCUGGUUGCCUCUGCACACCAUGCAGGAUCUGCAGUUGGUCUGAAGGCACCAGCCCCAGCAGCCACGGAAGACCCCUGCAGGGAUGAAGACAGACACAGCGAACACAGCGACCCAGAGGAUUUCCUGCGGAGCCAUGGGCUGGGCUCCCACAAGUACACGCUGGACGUGGAACUCCCCUCAGACGGUCUGAAGGUACAGGAGAAUGAAGACAACCUGGCCGUGCUCCACGCUGCUCGAGACUCGCUCAAACUCAUCCAGAACAAGUUUCUGCCAGCGGUGUGCUCCUGGGUCCAGCGGUUUACCCGUGCAGGGAUCUACAGUGGACAUUUAAAGCAGGCCAUUGACCUGAAAAUGGAACUGGAACUUGCUCUGAAGAAAUAUGAAGAACUGAACAUUGAGCCUGGGAGAGGACAAAGGAGCAGGACAGAAGCACUGGAGGACAGUGAGGAGGAGGACCAGGACUUCGUGGAGGUUCCAGAGAAAGAGGGUUACGAGCCUCGAAUCCCCGACCAUCUACGAGCUGAAUAUGGGCUGGAGCCAAAGGCCCCACUGAAGACUCUGGAGAAACAUACAGCUGUAUGUAGCGUACAGGAGAGGACCAGGAGGAGAAGGGAAGAGGAGGCCUCAGACCCCACCUCUGCAGCUGCCCAGAUGUUGCGGCUCCAGGACUGCUUGUCAUCUCCCUCCUCCUCCUCUACCAGGGGACCUCUGGGACCAGAAGAAGCCCAGAAGCAAGCGGAGCGAGCCCGAGCACCCAUGGUGCCCUUCGGAGUGGACCUGUGCUACUGGGGCCAGGAGCAGCUAACAGCUGGGAAGAUUCUUAAAUCCGACUCUCAACACCGCUUCUGGAAACCCCACGAGGUAGAGGAAGAGGUGGACAGUGCCCAUGUUUCUGAGAUGCUCCACAGCCGACACAUUACCUUUUCUGGGAAAUUCGAGCCUGUGCAGCACAAGUGCCGGGCCCUCAGGCCUAAUGGCAGGCUCUGCGAGCGCCAGGAUCGGCUGAAGUGCCCGUUCCAUGGGAAGAUCAUCCCCAGAGAUGACAAGGGGCAGCCUCUCAACCCUGAAGACAGAGCCCGUGAACAGAGGCAGCAGCUUCAGCAGCAACGGGCACAUCCAGAUUGGCAGGACCCUGAGUUUAUGAAGGACGUGGAGGCAGCCACAGGGGUGGACCUCGGUUCCUCCAAGUAUAGCAAGAAGGGCAAAGGGAAAAAGAAGAAGCACCCCAACCUCACUGACCUUCGAGAACGUGCCAACACUGCCCGAGCCCGCCUUGAGAAGAAGGUCUUUGCCAAAGGAGCUGUGCAGAGAGUAGUUGCUGCCAUGAACCAGAUGGACCAGAAGAAGCACGAGAAGUUUGCAAAUCAAUUUAAUUAUGCACUGAAGUAAAAGGGUGUGGGUGUGGCGAAUGCGCAUGGUCCCCUCUGGCCAUCAGCUCCUUCCUUCCCUUUCAGAGCUCACUGGGAUAGGAAGAAGGGCAGGCUUAAGUCUGAGUAGAAUUAGAGCUUUUUUAUCUGUGUGUAACAAGGGAAGGAUGCACUAAGUACUCUCCAGGAGGCCAGGGGAGGCCAGGGUUUGAGCCCAACUGUUUUAACCACACGUGUGGUACCACACCUGUAAUUGCAACACUUGGAAGACAUAAACAGGACCGAGGCCAGUAUGAAGUACAGAGCAAGACUGCUUGACAAACGAGAACAAAAAGCCAGAUGAGGAGAUGCACACCUGUAAUCCUCACUCAGGAGGCAGCGCAGGGAGAGCAGCACGAGCUGAAAGCUAACCUAGUUGCCAGGCAUGGCGGUGCGCUUCUUAAUGCCAGCACUCAGAAGGCAAGGCAGGUGGGUCUCUGUGAGUUUGAGACCAGCCUGGUCUACAGAGUGAGUUUCAAGACAGAGAAACCCUGUCUUGAAAACAAACAAACAAACAAACAAACAGCUAACCUAGUCCAAGUUGUAAGUUCUUGCUGAGGGUGGGAGGAAUCCCUUCGGGAUGGUGUACCCGCAUUGGAGUCAGAUUGGGGCAGCCACUCAUCUGGUCGCAGGUCAGUGCUUGAGCAGUGCAUGUGUCCCUGGUGGUGCUAUGUACUUUGUAAUGCCUUCAGGAAUCUGCUCUUUCGUGAUAUGCUGUUUAAUACAAAUGUCCACCUCCUGAUAAAACUCUGUGGACUGGCUCUGUUGGACCCUAACUCACAUGUUAUGCAGUCCCCCUACUUUAUGCACAGAGCUUGACCAAUGACACCAUCUGCUUCCAGAACUUUAUUAUCCUCAGACAAACUGCCCAGCCACCUCUAAGUCCACUUUCUAUCUCCAUGUUUGUGUUUUUUAGAAUAAUUGGGUCUGUGGUUUUUGUUUUUGUUUUGUUUUGUUGAGAUGUGGCAAUGCCAGCUGGUCUCCAACGCACAGAGAUCCUCCUGCCUCUGCCUCUUCAGUACUGAGAUUAAGGGCAUGUGCCACCACUCCUGGCUGAAUGUGGCCUUUUGUUGCUGGCUUCUUUGCCUCUGUUUUUUUUGUUUGUUUGUUUGUUUUUUUGUUUUUCGGAGCUGGGGACCGAACCCAGGGCCUUGCGCUUGCUAGGCAAGCGCUCUACCACUGAGCUAAAUCCCCAACCCCUUGCCUCUGUUUUAAGAUUCUUCCGUAUUGUAAUACCAAUGCUUCAUUCCUGUGUAUUGCACAUAAAAAUCACAGCAGAGGACGAGGGGAACCGCUCCGCAGAUAAAGCACUAGCCAUGCAGUUAUGAGGACUGAUUGGACUCCACACCACCCAUAAAAACCAAGUGGUUGUGCACAGGUUGCCUCUGCCUCCCGAGUCCUGGGACUAAAGGCGCCACCAAGGCCUGUGUCCAUGGGUCCAUUAUUGAUGUUUGGUCUGUUCCUACCUUAGGGCUGCUGUGAAUAUCUGUGCUUGAGUUUUUGUGCAGAUAACUGGUUUUGCUAAUCACUGAUGCAUAUAGUAACUUCUCUCUAUGAACUAAACUGUCGAAUGGUGGCACCAUUUACACUCACCAGUGGUUCCUGAGGGCUCUGUGCCGUCACUGGCUGUCUUCGUUUCUUUUGCUUUUUUGAGACGUCUGCAUGAGAGUACUGUGUUCACAUCAUUUCCACCCCCCCUGCCCUCUCCAGAGGUCUCUUCCUCAUCAUCAUAUGAAGAUAGCUGUUGUCAUCUUCAGCAGUAAGGUCUUACCUUCAGGUUCUGUUAGGCAGCUAAGGGCAGCAGCAUUAGCCUGUAUUAUUUUGGUGGUCUCUUAACGCCCUGGCCUCAACCUGGGAGGUUUCUGUUCAUGCACAUGAAGUUUUGUUAGUGUCUACUUAAAGACAAAAAAAAAUCACAUGAUUAUCUCAAUAGAUGCAGAAAACACCUUUGACAAAAUCCAAUAUGGCUUCAUAAUAAAACUCUUAGGGAGACUAGGAGUGGAAGGAACAUGUAAAGGAAAAAAAAACCUAUCAAAACGACAACUAAUUUCUCAAUGGAAAUUGUAAAAAGCAGAAGAGUCCGGACCAGGGGACUUCAAGGUCUAAAAGACCAUGGAUACUCAGCAAAUUUUUCUGCCAUAGUUGAAGGAGAAAGAAAAAUGUUCCGUAUUAUAAACAAGCCAGAAGAAUUCACGUCCACCAAAUUGCCCUACAGAGAAUACCUGAAGCAAUCAAUACUUGAGACUGGAGAAGGCCGAGGAUAAUGGGAAGCAAGUGAAACUGUGAUUACGGAAGCACAAAAGGAUGAAUGCAGAGAACCAACCACUGGAGCCAGCGCUCACCUUUGACCUCAGCUCCCAUGCUUGACAGUGGGUAGCUGGAUGGACUGAGAACUCCGCUUUAUAGACUGGGGCCACCUUAAAGCUUAAGGAUGGAGAAAAGGAUCCCAGCAAAUGCAAACAGGAAGGGAGGGGCGCCACUGCCUUUUCACCUUGUCUUAUUUUUGAGACUGUCUUCUGUGCAGUCCUAGCCUGCUAUGUGAACCAGGUGGGCCUUGAACUCAGAGAUCUGCCUGCUUCUGCCUUCCAAGUGGUGGAAUUAAAGACAAAGGCUCUUCAUCCUAAUCAAGAGAACAGUCGGCCGCCAAUACAUUACAGUUCUGCAUGCACCAAACUCUAACACACCCAAUUUCAUAAGAAACAGCCAUUAACUUAAAGAUACAGAUUCGCCAGUUCUGUAUUAGUGGGAGAUUUCUGUACCCUGCUUUCUCCAGAAGACAGGUCAUCUUCACUAAAGAAUAUACAUUCUACACAGCAGGCCAAAUACCUAAAAUAGAUCAUAUUGGCCAGGAGGUGGUAGUCCACACUUUUACUCCAACCCUGUCUCAAAAAUAAAAAAUAAAAAUAAUAAAAUAGAUCAUAAUUUGACACAAAAUGUAUCUUAACAAGUUCAGAAAAAUUGAAAAAAGUUAGUGUAAUCUAACCACAGUGCAAUAAGGCUUCAGCUCAAUAACAAACAUAUCCCAGGAGAUCACACAAAUUGGUGAAGGGUAAACAGCACAUUACUAAGUAAUACAUGUGCCUAAAGGAUCAGCAAAAGGUUUUAAUCCUGAAGUCAAAACUGAAAAUGAGGUCUCUGGAUACAUUGAAUGGAGUCCUAUGAGGGACUAACUCUACCUAUUAAAAAUCUGAAGAAAAAAGACCCACAAAUAAAUGACUUAAUGAUGUAAUUCCAUGAUUUGUAAAAGCAAGAACAAACCAAAAUUGAGGAGAGAGAAAUACAUAGGAAAAAAACAACAUAAAUUAAUGAAAUUGAAAGAAAAAAAAUCAAUGAAUCUAAGAGCUGGUUCUUUGACAAGCCAUUGGCAGAUCCAGCUAACCAAUUAACCAAAACCAAAACCAACAAAAAUAAAGAUGUGAUUCAAAUUAAUAGAGUUGAAUGGAACCAUCACAACACCAAUGAAAUUUAGAGUACUAUAAAGGAAUAUUUAAAAACCUCUUCCCCAUUAAGUUAGAAACUCUAAAGAAGUGCACAAGGCACACGUGUGGUGCGCAUACGUGCAAGCAAAAUGCUCAUAUGAAUAGUUUUUUAUUUAAAAAAGGAAUGGAGGGGGUUGGGGAUUUAGCUCAGUGGUAGAGCGCUUGCCUAGCAAGCACAAGGCCCUGGGUUCAGUCCUCAGCUCUGAAAAAAAAAAAUUUACAAAAAAAAAAAAAAAAAAAAAAAGGAAUGGAUGGAUUUCUACAUUAGCCCAAAUUACCAAAGGUAAACUGAGAGCGACAACUUGAACAGACCUGUAACAUUGUGCUACCAAACCCUCCCAAAAAGACCCAUAGCAAAUAAGGAGAUUGGAACAGUGGGAAAAAGAAAUCUUAAACAAAGGAAAAGGGCCUAGGCCCAGAUGGAUUCCCAAGAAAAUUCCACUAGACUUUCACAGACCUACAGCCAAUACUUAAAUUUAAAAAAAUAAAAACAGCUUCUUUCCAUGAAGCCAGUAUUACUUUAAUACCAAAACCAUGUCGGCAACAACAAUAUCUCUGAUAUAAGCAAAUAUCUUUGAUGGGUGUAGGGGUGUAGAUGAAAAAAAUCCAAUAAAAUACUGCAAACUGAAUGCAGGACUGAAUGUAGAUAAUGAACCUUUGAGUCAUGAAAGAGGAUAUAAAGUUAAUUCUUUUUCUAGUUCGUUCGUUCUCUCUCUCUCUCUCCUCUCUCUCUCUCUCCUCUCUCUCUCUCUCCCUCUCUCUCUCUCUCUCUCCUUCUCUCUCUCUCUCUCCCUCUCUCUCUCUCUCUCUCGGUAGUUAAGUGUAAGGAAAGUGUAAGAUCUACCGUGAAGCUUCACAGCUGUUCACUGAGAUGGGUAAGCUUUGGGUCUGGUUAACUUCACUGUGUGUUUUUUUUUUAUAAGUUUUUCAUAAUAAACUUUGCUGUUGUUGGUUUGUUUUUUUUUUUGUUUUGUUUUUUUUUUUGUUUUUUUUUUUGAAGAUUUCUCUGUGUAGCCCCGGCUGUCCUGGAACUCACUCUGUAGACCAGCCUGGUCUUAAACUCAGAAAUUUGCUUGCCUGUCUCCCAGCUGCUCAGAUUAGGGCACGCACCACCACCCACCUGGCUUUGUAAUAAAGUUUUAAUAAUAAUAAAAAGAUCUGUUAUGAUCAUAAUAAAAGUAUAUGAUAAGCCCACAGCUAACAUCAUCCUAGAUGAAAAAUAUGAAGAAAUCCUGCAUUCCAAGCUGUCUUACAGAGAUAUAGCAAUGGAAAUAGUCUUGUACUGGCAGAAAAACAGAUGUGCAUCCACGGAACUAAACAGGCUCAAACGUGAGUGCACAUAGCUACAGCCAGCUACAUCUGACCGAGAUCCCAGACAUACACACUGGAGAAAAGACGGCAGCCUCAACAGACGGGGCUCGGAGACCAGAUGCCCACAUGGACAAGAGUAAACUUAGACGCAUAUCUAUCACGCGCUCAUGUAAGGAAGUCAGAAGAUAAGCCUUCAAGAAUCCAUUCGCUCCCUCCACUGUCCAGGUCCUGGGAUUGAACUCAGAUGGGAAGUUUUAGCAGCAGAUGCCUUUGCCCACUGAACCAUCUCACCAGCCCCAAGGUUUUUCAUCUUCAUAAAGUCCAGUUACAUGUUUAUUUUGUUUCUUGUGCUGUUGGUAUCAUUCCUAAUAUACUAAUUAUAUAUGUGUAUAUAUGCAUAUAAACACACACUGCUUAAUUUAAGGCACAGAGAUUUACUCAAGGUUUUCUGAGACUUUUGUUGUGUUAUUAUUAUUUUUUUUUUUGAAACAGAGUCUCUAUGUAGUCCUAACUGCCCUGGAACUCACUAUGUAGACCAGGCUGGCCUCCAACUAACAGAUAUCCACCAGCCUCUGCUCUCCAAGUGCUGGGAUUAAAAGCGUGUGUCACUACACUCAGCUUU